This is a messenger RNA of Triticum turgidum subsp. durum (durum wheat), 510 nucleotides long. NCBI's taxonomy places the organism in Eukaryota, Viridiplantae, Streptophyta, Magnoliopsida, Poales, Poaceae. The record is from the annotation of a GenBank genome assembly.
AUGCACCCGGAGAUAAGCAAGUUCCCCCUCUCGAGGUUUUACCUCGGUAAGGUGACAGAUGGCUCCAACGUCCUCCAAAGGGAUUACGAGAGGAAGCUCCUGGCUGGCCCAAUGUACGGCCCCUACUCGUUCAUCGACAUCAAAGGCGGGACCGAGAGCUCGGGCGAGCAUGACAUGAGCCUGAGCGACGCGGCCGAGGCAGCCGCCGUGACCCGGAUCGUGGAGAGAUUGUUCAAUGAGUCGGUUUGCUCGGGACAAAAGCUAGCCGUAGGCGUGGUGUCGCCCUACAAUGCGCAAGUCCACGCCAUCCAGGAGAGGCUCGGAAGGCUCGAGUGCGGGGCACACGGCGAUGGAGAAGGCUUCUCCGUGAAGGUUCGGACCGUGGAGGGGUUCCAGGGCACCGAGGAGGACGUCAUCGUCUUCUCUGCCGUGCACAGCAACGGCAACGGGUCGGUCGGGUUGCUGGCCGACUGGAGGCGCACGAACGUGGCGCUCACCCGGGCAAAGUGA